Marchantia polymorpha subsp. ruderalis is the source of this 1471-nucleotide messenger RNA. NCBI's taxonomy places the organism in Eukaryota, Viridiplantae, Streptophyta, Marchantiopsida, Marchantiales, Marchantiaceae. The record is from the annotation of a GenBank genome assembly.
GUGCACCUUAGAGGACACUCUAGGACGAGGGCGGGCGUUUUCAUCAGACUCCAGUGAACCUCAGAGUGCGCUCUCGCGCAUCGAAGAAGUAACAUGGAAGAAAUGAAGAGAUGGACGUGGAUUGCCUUCCUCGUAGUCCUUGUACUGCCAUCUGUUCUGGCUCGUAAUGCGUUCUCGGGACCUGACGGAACCUGUUCAGCAGCAGACCCAUGUCCUAACAAUUUGUGCUGCAGCGAGUACGGCUAUUGUGGAAGUGAAGACACUUAUUGCUGUGCAGGAUGUCAAGAUAAUUGCCACUGUUCCACACCCGUGCCACCCUCGGCACCACCACCUCCUCCUGCACCACCACUUCCGCCUGGAGCGAAAUGCUCUACUGCAGCUUACUGGGGUCAGAAUGGUAACGAGGGAACUCUUCGAGAAGCAUGUUCAUCUGGCCGCUAUGGCAUCGUCCUGAUUUCCUUCUUGACUCAUUUUGGCUACAACGGCGACCACAGAUUGAACCUUGCAGGCCACUGUCCCGAUAUUGACGGCAGUGGCUGCAAGCAGUUGGAGAGUGAAGUUGCUGAAUGCCAGAGACUGAACGUGAAAGUGCUGCUUUCGCUUGGAGGAAGUGGCGAUGCUUAUUAUGGAUUCAAUACCCUAGCAGAAGCUGAAUACACUGCGGAUUAUCUGUGGAACAAUUUCUUCGGUGGCAGCUCCAGCAGUAGCCCAUUUGGAAAGGUCGCGUUGGAUGGAAUCGAUCUCGACAUAGAGUCUGGAGGAUCCAGUUACUAUCCGGAUCUGAUUCGAAAGCUCCUUGCAGUCUCGGAAGAGAACAACUAUGGUAAAAAGGUUUACAUAACCGCUGCUCCUCAGUGUCCCAAGCCAGACAACUACUUGGGACCCAAUGGAGAAAAGACGGCUCUGGGAACCGGGCUAGUCGACUACGUCUUCGUGCAGUUCUACAACAACUACUGCGACUAUCGAGAUUUACCUACAAUGUUAGAUGUGUGGAAGCAAUGGACCAGUGACAGCGCUCUCAGUAACGCAAAGAUAUUCCUUGGUCUUCCAGCAGCAGUGGGGGCCGCUGGUUCCGGAUAUGUGCCACCUGAAGAUCUGCUGAAUAAUGUCCUGCCCCAGAUUCAGGUCGACCCUCGCUACGGUGGUGUGAUGCUAUGGAGCGUCUACUAUGAUAACCAGAACAAUUACAGUAAUCAGAUAAGCAACGCUAUCUGUGAGAUUGAGGAUUCCACAGUUCAGACUUUGGCCACGGAGUGAUGUCCAGAAUUCAGGGACUGCAACUCUGGGCACAUCCAAGUUGCUAAGGCGUACCUUAGUCCGUUUGGGAAUAAUGUUGUGGCUUGCUGAUCGCUCUGAUUAGUUUUUUUCUAGGGGCCAUUUGACUGUGAAGAGCUUGGCCAACAAUGGUCAUGCAGCUUUUUGUGUUUGAAAGGUUACCAGAAGCUAAUACUAUGCUCUAAUGGUCAUGCAG